Molecule: messenger RNA, 451 nt
Organism: Diorhabda sublineata
Lineage: Eukaryota; Metazoa; Arthropoda; Insecta; Coleoptera; Chrysomelidae
Exons: 3
Coding region: 1-366 (121 amino acids)
Source: RefSeq, a predicted model, not a curated record
AUGGUGAUGAACAUUGUUGGUAUUGUAAUUUUGGGGCUUGUUUGUACUGGAAUUGGAGCGAACGCUAUAUUCACAAAUAAUGAAAUCGGAAAUCUACUGGCACCUGGAGAUUUAACAGCAUUUUCAAAUCCUUUAAAUAUCUUUAGAAAUUCGUAUAAAAGGAGAUGUCCUCUCUGCGACCCCUCUAUCUAUAGUUAUUGUACCGAUAAACUAUUCCACGAUUCCUGCUGUUGUAAUAAUCCUAAUAAUCCUUAUGAACAACUUCCGUAUCAAUGUAAAUUCGCGGACUGUAGCUUUCUUCAUGCAAAUUCUUGCUCGGAACAUAAACUGAUCACAGCUUGCUGUUGUAUUAGUCUUUAUCGAUAGGAAAAAUAAAACAACAAUUUGUAGAAAAUAUUUUCAAUUUAUUUAUUUAUUUAUUUUUCAUUCAAUAAAUUAUUUAUUAUAUGGC